This is a messenger RNA of Sungouiella intermedia, 1665 nucleotides long. NCBI's taxonomy places the organism in Eukaryota, Fungi, Ascomycota, Pichiomycetes, Serinales, Metschnikowiaceae. The record is from the annotation of a GenBank genome assembly.
AUGUCCGUACCAGCGUCUAUUCGUCCAUUCCUAAGCACUAAGGUGGUCCACCACACGUGGGCAGGCACCUUUACAUGCUUGCCACUGGCCAUUUUCCAGCCUUCCACCAAAGAGCAGAUCGUGGAAUUGGUCAACCAGGCCAGAAUCAACAAGAAAACCAUCAUGACUGUUGGUUCAGGCCACUCGCCUUCAGACUUGACCAUGACCAACGAAUGGUUGUGUAAUUUAGACAAGUUCGAUAAGGUUUUGAAACAGGAGGAGUUCUAUGGUCCUACUGGUGAUGGAUCCGAUAAAGAAGUCAAGUUUGUGGAUUUGACCGUUGAGGCAGGUAUCCGCAUCUUUCAGUUGAACGACUACUUGAAGCAGCACAACUUGGCCAUCCAGAAUUUGGGCUCCAUCAGUGACCAGUCCAUUGCUGGCCUUAUCUCAACUGGAACUCACGGCUCGUCUCGUUUCCAUGGUCUCGUUUCUGAACAGGUGGUUUCGAUUGUCGUUGCUAAUAGCCAGGGCGAAUUGGUUGAGUGUUCUUCGGUGAAAAACCCCAAUCUCUUCAGAGCUGCGUUGUUGUCCUUGGGUAAGAUCGGUAUCAUCACUCAAGUGACUAUCAGAACCGUUCCUCGCUACACUAUCAAGUCCAAGCAAGAAAUUAUUAAGUUUUCAACUUUGAUAAGAGAAUGGGAUUCCAUCUGGUUGGAUUCAGAGUUCAUUCGGAUUUGGUGGUUCCCAUAUUCCGGAAAUUGUGUGUGCUGGCGUGCUUCCAAGUCCGACGAUGCGCUCUCUGAACCUAGAAGCUCGUGGUAUGGAACGAGAUUGGGUAGAUUCUUCUACGAGUCCUUGCUUUGGUUAUCUGUUAAUGUUGCUCCUCGUUUGACUCCAUGGGUUGAACGAUUUGUGUUCAACCAGCAAUACGGUAAUGUGGAGACUUUGGGUAAAGGUGACAUUGCUGUGCAGAACUCCGUCGAAGGCUUGAAUAUGGAUUGUUUAUUCUCUCAGUUUGUUAAUGAGUGGUCAGCUCCAUUGACCAAGGGUGUGGAUGUAUUGAACCAGUUGAACGAGGCCAUCCAAUCUGCUGCUGCCAAAGGUGACUUCUAUGUCCAUGCUCCAAUUGAGGUCAGAUGCUCCAAUACUACCAACUCUAAUGUGCCAUUCACCGACGACCAGGGUGAACUUUCCUUGUACCCAUCCCAGGAGUGGCUUCAAUCCAGAAAUAGAUUGAGUGCUGGCCCAGUCCCUGGUAACAACUUGCGUCCAUACCUUGACAACUCGCCUGAAUUGGAGUACCAGCCAGAUGACUCGAAAAUCACCAAUGACCAGUUGACCUUGUUCAUCAAUGCCACCAUGUACAGACCAUUUGGAUUCAACGUGGAGACUCACCAAUGGUUCCAGAUUUUUGAGGAUGUCUUGAGCAGAGCCAAUGGUCGUCCUCACUGGGCCAAAAACUUCAUUGGAUUACACGGAGAUCACGAGACGCAAGAGGAUUUGAAGUCCCAGCUUGACUUUGGAGGAAAGAAAUUUUACUCCAUGCUUGGUUUCGACCCCGUUAUGAAGAAGUGGUUUGGUGAGAGCUUGGUUGCUUACAAUGAUGUUAGAAAGGAGAUGGAUCCAGAAGGAGUUUUCCUUAGUGGAAAGAACUGGGCCGUGAGAAAUGGAAUUUUGAUCGAAUAG